AUGCUGUUGCAAGGGAUCAAAUACGUUGAGCCUUUCGACCAGCUGGACAACAUUGGUAGCACCAAAUGGCGUAAGUCACUACGCUUCUUAGUCUUGUACUACUUCCUCGAACAAGGACUUAUCGACCGUUCUGUUUUCACGAAAGAUGGGCUAGAGGCCUUGCAGAGAGCAUGCACGAGCAUCGCCGAUGGGCAAAUUCGGAUUGAAAAAAAGCCAACACGCCCACCUCUCGUCGUUUCGAGACACGUUCAGACCACGGAAGCUCAGAAGUGGCCGAGGUCAGAAGAAGAAGACGAAGACGAAGAUUUUGAAGGCCUAAUCGUCAAGCGAGAGGAUACGCCAGUCGUCCUAGUGAAAGCAACUGAGGAUAGUUCUACGCGCGCGGUCAGUACCAUGGUGCGAAGAGACGACAACGUUGCCGCAAGGCCUUUCCUGAAGAUAUUGACCACUCAAAAGAACUCAGAGAGAAGUUACGGACAUGUGUCAGCUGCAUCUAUGUUCGUAGGCGAAUCGAAAAGGAAAAGGUCUGCGGAUGACCAUGUCAUGAAAGAGAAGGAGCACGACGGAGAAGAGGAUCCGAAGCUGGUGUGUAGCCGCUUCAAGCGCCUAGCACAAAUCAAGAUUGAGAGCCUCCAAAAGGAAGCAAGUGUGAUCCAAGACACGUUAGAUGUGCACACCAUGUCACUCAACGAAGCUGUAAUGGCAGUUUCGAGUUAUGAGAAGGCUCUCCUAGUUGCAAAAGCAAGGUUGGAGGCAGUACAAGCUGCAAAGACCGCCACGGAGACAAGACUUGAGGAGGUGCGCAGUGAGGUGACAAAGAAGAGUUGGAUAUUCCAGGAAGGCUUUGAGUCUUUCUACGAUUGA
Molecule: messenger RNA, 864 nt
Organism: Alternaria ventricosa
Lineage: Eukaryota; Fungi; Ascomycota; Dothideomycetes; Pleosporales; Pleosporaceae
Exons: 2
Coding region: 1-864 (287 amino acids)
Source: RefSeq, a predicted model, not a curated record